Molecule: messenger RNA, 167 nt
Organism: Racocetra fulgida
Lineage: Eukaryota; Fungi; Glomeromycota; Glomeromycetes; Diversisporales; Gigasporaceae
Source: the annotation of a GenBank genome assembly
AUGACAACAAUUAAAACAGUUAAGGUGCAAAUUCAAGAACUUUUGAGGAGAAUUCAGGUAGUGGAAGAAGAGAAAUAUUAUUUGACUUUAAAGGCACAUGAUGUUCAAAUAUUGAAAAAUAAGAUCGUGGAAUUGAAAUAUAAAAUUCAAAAUGAAAGGAAUGAAAA